Messenger RNA from Asparagus officinalis (garden asparagus), 903 nucleotides. RefSeq names its product protein SMG9-like. The transcript is spliced from 7 exons. The record is from RefSeq and is a predicted model, not a curated record. Bases 1 to 780 code for a protein of 259 amino acids. Lineage: Eukaryota; Viridiplantae; Streptophyta; Magnoliopsida; Asparagales; Asparagaceae. Gene Ontology annotation, biological process: nuclear-transcribed mRNA catabolic process, nonsense-mediated decay.
AUGGACUACAGUCAACAAUAUGGAGAUAUUCAGAAAUCAGAAUUUACACAAUGGAUGGACUACAUCGAUGAUUGUCUUCCCCCGCCUCCGCCGCCUCCGAAGAUCCUCCUUGCAAAACCCUCGCCGGUCCCCGCGGCCGCCCAGGACUCUUCCUCCGCCGGAGCUCCUCCGCCCUCCUCCGUCCCCAGUGGCUUUUUACUUCGGUCCUCUCGCAACGCUCCUCAACCAGGAUCCCUAAAUCUCUUCUCGGAUACUUGGGAGUUCCACACUGAGAGAAUCCUACCGUUUUUGACAGACAACACUGAUUUCAAUGUUGUUGGGAUUAUUGGGCCAACCGGAGUGGGCAAGUCGACUAUUUUGAAUGAGCUUUAUGGAUUUGAUGGAAGCUCUCCUGGAAUGCUUCGGCCUUUUGCAACACAGUCUGAAGAAACCAUAGCCAUGGCAAAACAUUGUACUGCUGGGGUUGAGCUGAGGGUUUCUUCUGAAAGGCUAAUCCUCCUUGAUGCUCAGCCAUUGUUCAGCCCUUCUGUUUUAGUUGAUAUGAUGAGACCUGAUGGUUUAUCUACAAUUUAUGUACUUAAUGGAGAGUCCCUAUCAGCAGAUCUCGCUCAUGAAUUGUUGGGAAUUCAGAUUGGUGUUUUCCUACUAUCUGUCUGCAACGUGCUGCUGGUUGCAUCAGAGGGAAUUUAUGAUUUUGGCAUGUGGAAGUUGAUGCUGACAGCUUGGACUUCUAGACAAGGUGGAGCUGGUGAUGAGGAUGAUGAUGAUCAAAAGGACUGAUUUUUUUUUACCUUUGAAAACAAUGAGUGUGUGCUGUAUAAACAAUAUUUAUCAUGGUGUGUGUUGUAUAAAUAAUUUUAAUUAUGUUGGGAUAUUUUUAUUAAAAUAUUUGUGUUAUAUAUG